Molecule: messenger RNA, 6907 nt
Organism: Dreissena polymorpha
Lineage: Eukaryota; Metazoa; Mollusca; Bivalvia; Myida; Dreissenidae
Product: A disintegrin and metalloproteinase with thrombospondin motifs 7-like
Exons: 25
Coding region: 455-5707 (1750 amino acids)
Biological process (GO): extracellular matrix organization; proteolysis
Cellular component (GO): extracellular matrix
Molecular function (GO): metalloendopeptidase activity
Source: RefSeq, a predicted model, not a curated record
GGUAUUUAUUGAAUGAAUGUUUACCGAUAACACUAUGUAAGGUUAAGAGAAAUAGAGUAGAGCGUAACUCAUGCGGAUAUACAAUAACGGAUCGUAUUUUACAUUCAGAUCCAUCUAGAAAGUGAUAUUUUCAUAUCAAACCGCAUAUGCUAUAUCCAUGAUAUAUCACUUGCAAUUUGUCUUGCAAGUGUAUAAAAAUCUAAAUGAAUUCAUGUUUAAAACAUUGUAUGCAAUGCAAAAAUAGUAAGUGUUGGCAAUGACAAUCUAGAUUAUAUAAUUUAUCGGAAGUAUUAAGUAUGUAUAUGUGUGAAUGAAUAAAAUAAAUAAAACAGAUUAUGGCGUAAUCGUGUUAUAGUAAAUUUCAAAUGUGUUUCGUAAAAGAUGUUUAAUCUAACUAAAUUGGAAUAUGAACUUAUGGCAUGAUACACACUGAGUCUGACUAAACUGUUUCAAUAUGGACAGAAUGGUGCGGAUCCUCCUGUUGUUAUGUUUCCAAUGUAUUACUUUGGAUUCAAUUGAGGCACAAGUACAAGAUGCGUUCUUGGCAGGAUUGGACAACUAUGACGUUAUCAUCCCAUCACGUGUUUUUCAGGACGGAGGUCACAUGACAUAUUCAUUACAUCCGGCGCACAAAGUUCAUAAGCGCAGUGCUGGUUCGCUGCACAAUUUUGAUACAAUACAUUACAACAUUGAUAUUAACAAUCAACCUCAUGUUCUGCAACUGGAACUCAACCAAAAACUCCUGUCGGAAGCGUUUGUAAUUGAGCGAAUGAAGAACAAAUUUAAAAAUGUAACAGAUUCAUCGUUUUCACGUCUGCAUGACAGCAAAAGCAAGUGCCAUUUCCAUGGUCAUAUAAUUGGUCAUCCGGGCAGUACGGUGGCAUUAGGACUAUGCAACGGAAUGACUGGAUUUAUCCGCACAGCGGAUGACGAAUAUCUGAUUGAGCCACUUCAAAACGAGACACUUGCGCCGGAUGGGCGUCAUCGACACGUUCUGUAUCGGCGGUCAGCACUUCCGGCGAGGUUGACCUACCCGGGCGAACAUUCGGUGGACGAACCAUCUUGCGGAAUAAAUAAAUUUGAGAAGCAAAAAACGCAGCGCGAGCGCUGGGAGCGUCAUGUACGACGCCGCGAGACGCUAAAGCCACGCAGGCGCCGGAAGCGUUCCUUCUCAACUGAACGUUACGUUGAGACGUUGGUUGUGGUGGACCCUAGCAUGGUGAAAUAUCACAACAACGAGCAUCUAGAGACCUACGUCCUCAGUAUCAUGAACAUGGUGUCAGUGAUGUUCCACGAUGGAAGCAUUGGAAACUCAGUCAAUAUCGUCUUAGUUCGGCUGCUCUUGGUAGAGGAAGAUCAGGACGACCUUCUGAUUGCCUACCAUGCCGACAAGACGCUGAACAGUUUCUGUAAGUUCCAGAAGAAAAUAAACUUUAAGGACGACGACCAUCCCAACCACCAUGACGUGGCCGUACUUCUCACCCGAAAGAAUAUCUGCUCGCGCCUGAAUGAGCCGUGUGGUACGCUGGGUUUGGCCCAAGUGUGGGGGAUGUGUCAGCCCCAUCGCAGCUGUAGUAUCAGCGAGGAUACCGGUCUCGCCCUCGCAUACACCGUCACGCACGAGCUGGGACACAAUUUCGGGAUGCCGCAUGACGGCGAGUCUAACGGGUGUCUGGACCCCCCGGGGAUGCAGCUGUUUAUCAUGUCCCCCAGUCUCGUGGUGGACAGCCGAGCAAAGUUCUGGUCUAACUGCAGCGAGGAGGCCAUCACCAGUUUCUUCGACCGCGACUGGGGUUACUGCCUUGACGACGAGCCGACGACUCUGCACUACGACCUUCCGAUACUGCCGCCGGGAACCAUGUACGACGCCGAGCACCAAUGUCGUCUGCAGUACGGUACAGACAAUGCCACCGUUUGUACCAACGAGCAGGACGUAUGUACGAGCCUCUGGUGCCGCACAGACAAUCGCUGCUCCACCCACCUCGAGGCGGCGGCAGAAGGCACAAUCUGCGGAACCAACAAGUGGUGUUAUCAAGGGGCCUGUGUUGAGAUAGGGGACCGCCCGGGGGCCAUAGACGGGGAGUGGGGCCAGUGGACGCAUUGGAGCCAGUGCUCGCGCUCGUGUGGGGCCGGCGUGGAACACUCCCAGAGGCACUGCGAUAACCCCGCACCAUCACAUGGAGGAAAAUACUGUCUCGGUGAAAGAAAGAAAUUCCGGAUCUGCAAUACAGAGGAAUGCCCCGAUGAGAUCACGUUUAACCAAGUGCAGUGUGAGGGAUUUAACUAUGUCCCGUACAGAGGGGGGCUGUAUGAGUGGGAACACGUCCCAUCGCCAGAGACUCCAUGCCAGCUGCACUGCAAGCCCAAGACCCACUUCUUUUCCGUGCUUCUCAAGGACAUCGUGGAAGACGGCACCCCGUGCACGGCGGGUACGAGGAAUAUUUGCAUUUCCGGUAGAUGUCGGCAUAUCGGUUGCGACUACGUGAUCGACUCGUCGGCCCGCGAGGACCGGUGCGGGGUGUGUCACGGGGACGGAACCACGUGCACAACAGUCAAGGAGCAGUACAAUGAGUCGCAGGGGCUGGGUUAUGUAGAAGCGGGCGUGAUCCCGAAGGGAGCACGAAACAUUCGUGUGGAAGAGGUGGCGGAGGCCAUCAACUUCCUAGCGCUCCAGAAUGAUCAAGGCGAGUACUACCUGAACGGACACUGGUUCAUCCAGUGGAGCGGCGACUACACGGCGGCAGGAACAAUCAUCCGCUACAGCCGCGUCGGCAACAAGGAAACGGUUAACGCCGCCGGACCGACCAAGGAGCCGCUACACGUCAUGCUGCUUUUGCAGUCCACUAAUCCCGGGGUGGUGUUCGAGUAUACGAUCCCCAAGACGAACAUCACGGAGCUGCGAGCCCCGGAGUUCCACUGGGUGUACCAGCCAUGGACGCACUGCACGGCGUCCUGUGGGGGAGGAAGUCAGAGGUCAGAGGUGGUGUGUACGGAGCUUGAGGGAGACCACGUGGAGGACCGAUACUGCAACGUGACAAACAAACCAGACGACAAACAGCGUGUCUGCAACGUGCACUUGUGUCCCGCGAGGUGGUGGAGUGGACCUUGGCAACACUGCUCGGUAACGUGCGGCGACAAUGGUGUCCGAUUCCGGACCGUGAUGUGCGUGCGCAGCCUGGGACCGGAAGAGCAAAUUGCACUCAACGAUGAUGCAUGCGACGCGAGAGAGCGGCCCCAAGAAAUGGAGAGUUGCCAUCCGAAACCUGCCUGUCUGGCGGACCAACUCUGGCAAAACGGAGACUGGUCGAAGUGUUCCGUAAGCUGCGGAGAAGGGUUCCAGUCCCGGGAGGUGUGGUGCGUGGUGCCGGGUACAUGUGUCGGUGCAGCAGUGCCCGAGGAAGAAAGGCCGUGUACAUCUGAGCCCUGUCCACCAAGUAAGGAUUCAACUACCACCACCACAGUUGCCACAUUAACUUCAAGUAUUGAAACAAUGCAAUCUACCACCACUAGAAUAGCCCUCCCUACAUCGCAAAGUAUAUAUAUUGCCACAACCGAUAUACAGUCAAAAUCAGUAACAACGACCGAUCCCACGCAGACAUUGUUUCCUUCAUCACAACCUAUGAAAUCAAGUGGCGUUAAUAGUGUUAAUGAAAAUCCUUCAGACACGUCUAGCACGUCAACAACAACUUUACCUGGUAAGUCGCCUAACGCAACAACUAUGAAAGUAGCAUCUUUAACCGACGCGAUUAAACCAAACGGUGAUCGUGAAAACAAAACAGAACAUGCAGAAUAUGACGAUGAUGUUUUAGAGGAAAAUAUUUCAAUUACCGCAGAUGUAAUUUUUGCAACGCCUGAACCAACGGGAGCUGUGCUGCCAACGUCUACAGUAACUGUAGUAAACGGAGCAGAGACAAAUGCAACAGCAUUACUAGACGUUGACUUUGCAGAAGCAAGAAAUGAAACUUAUGAAAUCGAUGGGGAUGCUCCAAAGGAGAUAAAUGCGAGUAAAAAUGAAAGUGUGCCUGAUAGUAAAUAUGGUCCCGAUGUUCAUAAUAAUGACAAUAGCAAUAUUACCUCAUCGAUUCUUGAUACAGGAAUAAAGGCAGAAUCAAAUAAAAUGCAAACCAACGCAAAUGAAGGUACCGCUAUUAAAUUAUCAGACUUAAAUAUCAAAUUGAAACCAAUAUCGGAUGAAAAUGCAUUACCAAUUUUACCAGAUGAAAGUGAACAACCACCAAUGCCAGCGCAUUUACCAGAUGGUAGUGAUCUACCACCAUUGCCAGCGCAUUUACCAGAUAAAAGUGUACUACCACCAUUGCCAGCCCAUUUACCAGAUGUAAGUUACCUACCACCACUUCCGGGGCAUUUACCGUAUGAAUCGGACCUUCUACCAACCAAAGGGCAUUUACCGGAUGAUCAACCACAUUUACCAGAUGAAAUACCACCACUAUUAAAUGGACCGUUGUCAGUUAAAAAUGACUUAAGUAUGUUACCAAAAGAGUUAUUGAAUCUCCAAAAUAAUAAAGAUUUACCAAAUGUUCCAGGAAUCAAUCAACAACCGACAACAGAUAAUACAUUAAUGUCAGUUGGGAAUAUUUUACCUUCAGUCAAAGACAACACUGGCGUUACAUCGUCGGAAAAUGGGUUAAAUUUGGCCAGUAUAAGGCAAGAAACAGAAGUUAAAAUAAUGAAACAACCCGAUUUUAAAUUAAAUACAACAGAAACGGUUGAUAAAGGGGUUGAAGCGAACAGCAAUAACAUAGAUACAGAGAAAUUUUAUACUAAUACAGAUACUCAUGAAACAAUAACUGAAGGGUUAGGCGAUAUUCAAUCAUCGGCAAAUGUUAAAACCGAUGACAACUCAGGUAAUAGUGCAAUAAAACAUGCAGAAUCAUAUAUUUUAGAAACGUUCCACAAAGACAAUUUAGCUCAGCCGACAGGAUCUGGGUUUAACGAGACUAUGCAUUUAGAUGUGACAGUAUUACAUAGCGAUUCGGUACCGGAUGUUGUGGGGACCAUGCCGGUGUUGAAAGUAGACGUGCAACUUAAUUUUAAGUGGAUUCCAUCAGAUUGGAGUGAGUGUUCCCGAAAGUGCGGGGGCGGUGUGCGCACGCGCACUGUGGACUGUGUGGAACGAAUAAACGGUGUCGGGGUGGUUGAUGCGCAUUGCGACAUCAACAUGAAACCGCCCGCCAUUGAGGACUGCAACAGUUACCUGUGCCUGGAGUGGACUGCGCUCGAAUGGGGAGAGUGCUCCAGCGAGUGUGGACCCAGCGUCCGACGCCGCCAGGUGAGCUGUCCCAAUGAAGGUCACUGUGACCCGCACUAUAAACCAAUCAGCGAGGAGCAGUGCGACACACUCCCUUGUAUCAUGUGGGUGGCCGGCCAGUGGAGUUCGUGCACACGUGGUUGUGGAGGCGGAGAGCAGCUGAGAGUUGUACAGUGUGUGCACGUGACCUCCCAGCAGACGAGUGCCGGCUGUGACAUCGCCCAACAGCCGCCCGACUCGCGUGAGUGCAACACGGAGCCGUGCCAGGAGAAUAACGCAGCGCUGUCCAUAGAAUGCGAGUACAAUGAGAUGUCCUCCCUUGUGUGUAGAACUCUCAAGCGCAUGGGGCAGUGCCAGAAACGCUUUGUGGCAUUGAAAUGCUGCCGCACGUGCGCCGUGCAAGAGAAGCGCACGGACAAACCCACUAAAGAACAAUAAACACAGCACCUCAACAUUUAUAACAUUGAUAUUAUAUUACCCUUUAUCCAAUUUUACAAUAGUAUUUUAGGGACCACUUAUUUAGUUGCUCUUUGCUGGUCAUUUUGUGCUAAUAUUUUUUGAAACAAUAGUGUGACCAUGUUAACUAUCACCCGCAUAUUUGUCUGCAUUUCAUUUGUUAGUGACUGUUUGUGUGGAUGUUAUCAAGAUAUGCGAUUAUAUGAAAUCCAAUUACCACAAACCUGAUAUGUAUAUUGACAGGCGUAACCUGUUAUGCAAAAAACUACCGACAGCAAAUUAUCAGUGGUUGGACCAUUUUAUUAACUUCAUUAUUUACGGACAUAUGUACACUUACAAUCUAAAAAUCUAUCUAGUAGAAUCCAAAUAAUUGUUUUCCCACCGGAUGCACAAUUCGCAACUGGUAUAUGGCAUUGCCUUAAAUAUUUCGAAUAUUGAAGCCUAUCGAUGCAAUGGUUGGACUUUAAAAUCAUCUCAUAAUUUCUGGAAAAAAGCCAUAUAAAUCUACUAAGUAGCAUUUCCAUCGUUGUCAUAUUGAUGUAUAUUUACAAAGUCGAAAAUAUGCAAUAGAUGUUACUAGUGAUAAAUAAGGCACUUUAAAUCAAAAUGAGUAUAAGCUUAACUGCAAGCCCCGCAGUAAAAUUCGUGUGCCUGUUUUACUGAAUAACUAAAUAUGUGCAAUUAUUUCGAAUGAUCUUAUAUAUUUGGUGUUCUAAAAUGACCGUUUUGUUAGUGUGGAUGUGUGUAAAUGUAUUAUGCUCGAUUGUGGUUAAGCGGCCAUAUUUUGUGCCUAGCUACAUGUAAAGUUGGUAUAACAUUUUGGGCGUGUUAUAUGAAAAUCGAUCUUUUACUAUAUGCGCCCAGUGUUGACACAUCCGCGCAGUCUGGUCGGGAGCUGUGCUGCCCGCUAUAAAGUCAUGCAAGGUUUCAAGGUCUCAUUAGCGGACAGUGUAGCUCCUGUGCUUGAGCUACGAUGGCCGCAUAUGGCAUUAGGUCCAUUUUCGCAUAUUGUGGCUCAUUUUAUAUUGAUUGCUAGUGGUGUGCUGAAUACGUUAGAAAGUGAUUGAUGAACAACUGUUUGCAUACUGUUUUUUUUAAAGAAAUGAUUGAGUUUGAUGAAUGCUUUAUACAGGUUUUAUAUUAUUCUUAAUUGAUACUUCUUGUAAAUAAAAUUAUACACAA